AUGAAAAAAUUUUUUUUUAUCAAAAUAUGGAUUUUCACAUACCUCGUGAUCAUAACCGCAGAACUUUCCAACAUUACUGACAAAUUGAUUCUUGAGCCAAAUAGCCCCGAUGUUAAAUAUUUCGCCGAAAAAGCCUGGUACGGUCUUGAUUUGAGGGGGGAACAUAAAACAAUUAUAGAAAACUGCAUAAAAGCGGACUCCAAGCUUGUACGAAGAGUGGAACUUUUUUAUCAAUACAGCAGCAUCCUCAAAGCCCAGGUGGAGAUUGUUGAUGAAGAGAGGCGGUACAUUAUUUUAGUAGAUUAUAUUGUGCAGGUGAAGAAGAAAAUUAAAUAUACGCCGAUUUCGAAAUCCGUUCCGGUAGAGUAUAAAUGUAUUGUAUAUGUUCACACGGAGGAAAGCAACCCGAUACAAUUGCAAUGUUUCGUAAAUGGCUUUACAUGGACAAAUCUGGAACAAAGAAACAAUGAAAUCGUGUACAAUCGUUACUACUAUGAGCAUUAA
This is a messenger RNA of Cotesia congregata, 504 nucleotides long. Lineage: Eukaryota; Metazoa; Arthropoda; Insecta; Hymenoptera; Braconidae. The record is from the annotation of a GenBank genome assembly.